This is a messenger RNA of Chroicocephalus ridibundus (black-headed gull), 22587 nucleotides long. RefSeq names its product guanylate cyclase 1 soluble subunit alpha 2 (gene GUCY1A2). NCBI's taxonomy places the organism in Eukaryota, Metazoa, Chordata, Aves, Charadriiformes, Laridae. The record is from RefSeq and is a predicted model, not a curated record. Gene Ontology annotation, cellular component: guanylate cyclase complex, soluble. Gene Ontology annotation, molecular function: heme binding; guanylate cyclase activity. Gene Ontology annotation, biological process: cGMP biosynthetic process; response to oxygen levels. The coding region runs from base 320 to 2485 and encodes 721 amino acids. The transcript is spliced from 8 exons.
GGAGAGCGAGGGCGGGCAGCCGAGGCAGAGGAGGGCACCAUCCGCCGCCGCCGCCGCCGCCGCCACCGCUUUAAAGCCUCCCGGCGCGGCACCGCGCAGCACCCGCGCUCAGCCGGCCAGGCGCGGCGAAGGCGCGGAGCUGCGCCGGCCCCGGCCCCGGCGCGGCGUCUCCGCCGCCGCCUCCCGCCUCGGGGCACCCGCGGCCAUGCGAGGCGGCCGCCCCCGCGGCCGCGCAGCUCGGCGCUGCCCGCCGCGGCUGCCCGCCGCCCCGCGCUGAGCCCGGCUGCCGCCGCCGCCGCCGCCGUCUCCCCGCGGCACCAUGUCCCGGCGCAAGAUCUCCUCCGAGUCCUUCAGCUCGCUGGGCUCGGACUGCCCGGAGACCAGCCCCGAGGAGGAGGGCGAGUGUCCCCUGUCCCGCCUCUGCUGGAACGGCAGCCGCAGCCCCCCCGGCCCCGCCGACACCCCCUUCGCCGCCGCCGCCGCCGCCGCUGCCGCCGCGGCCAGCGCCGGGGCUCGCCGCGCUCCGCGCCGCCGGCGGGUCAACCUGGACUCGCUGGGCGAGAGCAUCCGCCGCCUGACGGCCCCCGCGCCUCAGACCAUUCGGCAAACUCUUCAAAGGACACUGCAGUAUUUUGAGCAUCAAGUUAUUGGUUACAGGGAUGCAGAGAAGAACUUUCAUAAUAUAUCAAACAGAUGCUCCUAUACAGACUGCUCUGGCAAUGAAGAAACUGAAGAUGUCUCAGGAAUUCUCCAGUGUACGGCCAAUGUACUUGGUUUGAAGUUUGAGGAAAUGCAAGAAAAGUUUGGGGAGGAAUUCUUCAAUAUCUGCUUUGAUGAGAAUGAGAGAGUUCUUCGAGCUGUAGGUGGGACCCUUCAAGACUUCUUCAAUGGCUUUGAUGCUUUGCUGGAGCACAUUAGAACUUCCUUUGGAAGACAGGCCACCCUGGAAUCCCCUUCUUUCCUAUGCAAAGAGCUCCCUGAAGGCAAUCUCAUGCUUCGUUACUUUCAUCCACAUCAGAUUGUGGGAUUUGCAAUGAUGGGAAUGAUAAAGGCAGCAGCAAAGAAGAUUUACCGCUUGGAGGUGGAAGUAGAACAGGUGACUAAUGAUAAGUUGUGUUCAGAGGGGACGAACACAGGUAACUGCAGCUGUCUGACUUUCCUUAUCAAAGAACAUGAAAAUGCAAAUAUCACAAAAGCACUUCCACCGGGAACUUCUCAGUCCCCCUUAGACCUGAGGAUUAGCAUCAGCACCUUCUGCAGAGCUUUCCCGUUUCAUCUGAUGUUUGAUCCAAACAUGCUGAUUCUCCAGCUUGGAGAAGGUCUUAGGAAGCAGCUCAGAUGUGACAGUCAUAAAACUCUGAAAUUCCAAGACUGCUUUGACAUAGUUUCUCCUAAAAUCAGUGCCACAUUUGAACGAGUUCUCCUGAGAUUAUCUACUCCCUUUGUCAUUCGGACCAAACGUGAGGAUUCUGACUCUGAAAAUAAAGAUAAGGUGAUGGAAGUUAAAGGACAAAUGAUUCAUGUGCCAGAAUCAAAUUCGAUUUUGUUUCUGGGUUCCCCUUGUGUGGACAAACUGGAUGAACUGAUGGGCCGAGGACUCCAUCUUUCGGACAUACCUAUCCAUGAUGCUACUCGCGAUGUCAUAUUGGUUGGGGAACAAGCAAAGGCCCAGGAUGGCUUGAAAAAACGAAUGGAUAAGCUGAAGGCAACGCUAGAAUGCACACACCAAGCCCUGGAAGAGGAGAAAAAGAAAACAGUAGAUCUCCUUAUUUCUAUUUUCCCUGAAGAAGUGGCUCAGCAGUUGUGGCAGGGGCAGCAGGUUCAGGCCAGGAAAUUUGAUGAUGUCACCAUGCUCUUCUCGGACAUCGUUGGCUUCACUGCCAUCUGUGCACAGUGCACACCCAUGCAGGUCAUCAGCAUGCUGAACGAACUCUACACACGGUUUGACCAUCAGUGUGGAUUCCUGGACAUCUACAAGGUGGAAACAAUAGGUGAUGCGUACUGCGUUGCAGCAGGGCUCCAUAAGAAAAGCCUUAGUCAUGCUAAAGCCAUUGCCCUGAUGGCACUGAAGAUGAUGGAGCUUUCAGAAGAGGUUCUCACUCCAGAUGGGAGCCCUAUUAAGAUGAGGAUAGGCAUUCACUCAGGAUCAGUGCUGGCCGGCGUCGUUGGUGUAAGAAUGCCACGUUAUUGCCUCUUUGGGAACAAUGUCACCCUUGCAAGCAAAUUCGAGUCAGGAAGUCACCCUCGCCGCAUCAAUGUCAGUCCAACCACAUACCAGCUUUUGAAAAAGGAAGAAAAUUUUAUUUUUAUCCCUCGUUCUCGUGAAGAGCUUCCAGAAAACUUUCCAAAGGAAAUUCCUGGGAUCUGUUACUUCCUCGAGGUCAAAAGUGGUCAGAAGGCGCCAAAACCCUCCAUCACAUCUGCCAGAGUGAGAAAGGUUUCUUACAACAUUGGCACCAUGUUCCUCCGGGAGACUAGCCUAUGAGGCCUGCUGCAGAUCAAAGACUCGUCCAAAAAGCACAAGCCCAGAACUGGGUCAUGACAAGGGAGUUGGAGGUUCUUUCUAUUUCACUGCCUUGUUCUGAACAAGCAGUAAAAGCUCCAUGUAAUAUCAGGCAAUAAUAAUUUUAAAAGGUGGGUGACUGCUGUCAGUAAACAAAGCAGAGAUAGCGAAAAAGAAUUAAACGUACUUCCACUUCCAGAGGAAUUUCUUUCAUAAACUUCAGUCUGGCCCCUCUAUGACAAACAAACAAAAAAAACCCAAAACAAAACAAAAGAAAACCCCAACUCUCAAAUUAGAGGUUGGUUUUGUUUUGCGCAGAAAGGAUGAUGGUUCUCUGUAGAUUUGCACCAGCUAAGCAGAAUUGAGAGUCAGUUCUGAUUAUGCAUUCCUACAUUUAAUGUGUUCUUCAGUAAGGUAAUGAUGUUUUUUAACUUUAUGAGCAAACAUUUCAUACAUAUACUGUAGACCUGUUGUAACCUUCCUGGCAGGAGGAAUUAUAAUUCAACACAAAUAUUGUAGGAAUUUUACCUAUUUUUAUACAUAUUUCACUUUCUGGAUAAUAACAUUCCACAUACUGUAAGCUGAGCGGGCUUAGAUAGCUUUUCAGAAGAAGCUACUGUAUAUUUCAUACAUUCUACCUAUCAAACCUUAUUGUUAUACAAGUGGGAAGAAGUCAUUUUUUGACUUUUUUGGCAACAAAAAUAUCAAUAUUCUACAGAAAAAAAGCACUUUGAUAAAUCUCUUUACCUGAUGUUUAUGCUAAAGCUUUAGAUGAGCAUUGUCUUUCAGUAUUUGUCCUACAGUGCUGUGUUUCCAGUCCUUCCAGGACAAUGCAAAGUGUAGAUCAAUGUGUUGACAAACAGAAAAGUUCUGUUCAGUGGAGCUUGUUUCCCACUAAAUUAUCAGCCAAACUGAUUUUUGGUAGGAGUCCUGGACUUUUUUACAAAAAAAAAGAUCUUGUGAAAACUUAUUCUGAGGAAUUCCAGCAGACGCUGGAAGCUCUCUGGAUACUGGUUUUCUAGAUUUUUUUAAUAGAACUUCUGCUCCUACACCAGUUUGAUUGUUGGAAAUCCUAUCUGUUAUUAAUGAUGCUCAUCUGAAAAUUUCCUCUACUGCUGGAUUAGAAGGUCCCGUGCUUUAUCUAAUGUACUGAAAACACUGAAAAGGGGAAGGCAAUACUUUCCCAGGUUUAAUGCAAAUGGCAGUUCAAGAUUUAGAUGAGUCCAUGUAAUUUUUUUUAAAAAAAGGCCAAUUCUUUGCUGUUGAAAAUUAGUCUAGCUUUAUUGUCUUCAACGAAUCCAAUUGAAACAAGAUCUGUAUCUUUCCCCUAAUAGGCAUGUUUGCAGGCAUUGUUUAUUUCUCAGGUUUUCCUUUUCAAAAAUAAUGUCAGUCAGUUUUCCUCUGCAGGUGUACUGUCUUUACAGUUGUACCGAAGUGGGCUGAUGUCGUUCUGCUCUUGCAGAUUGUUAGUUAUCACUUGUGCGGUGAUUAUGAAGUGGCUUAGCUUUACGUGGGCCUGAUCAAAGCUCACUGAAAUCCGUGGUAAGAGUCUUAACAGCGAUAGGAAGCAUGAGAAGCUCUGAAUUCCUAUAAUCCAGACCAGAAAUUAGAGUAUACUUAUCUAUUUAGUAGUCAUAACUUGAGGCACUUUUUGAAAACAAGUAAAUAACUUCCACCACAUGUCAAAAUUAUCCAGUUAGAUCUUUCUGUGGAGGGAAUGAUAGUUCUGUAUUUCUCCCCUUUGACCAGUAGCCCAUGUUAGAGUGGGAACAAGUCAGCGUGGCACCACUAGCCUGUACUGAACAUGUUUCAGGCUUCCUUUCCAUGAAGCCUUUCUGGAUGAGAAAGGACUAUCUUGAAUCUAUACAGACUUCAGCAUGUAGAGGACAUCUGAAUUUAUUAUGCAGGUGUGUUGUUUUUCUUGCCUGAAGAGAGUAGAGGUAUGGGAAUUAGACCAGAAACUUACUUAAAUGGAAAUUCCCUCACUUUCUAGAGGAACACUGAGGUUAAAGAUUUCUUCCAUUAGUAUUAGAGCAUCCUUGGGAUUGGAGGUGUUAAUCUUUUAUCUUCCUUGAUAAAAAGCAUCUGCAGCUCUACUAUUUGAAAAAUGACUUAACAAAAACUGCUUGAGCUUGAGGUUGCAGAAUUUCCAUCCAAACUACAGAUCUGAGAAUUUGCCAAGUUUUAGCCUAUAGCCAUUAGUUUGCACAUACACAGGAUGUAGCAUGCAUCCUUUUCCUGGAACACCAGGGAGACAUGCAAGAAUCAUAAACGGAGCAAAGUUCACAUUUCACCACUGGAAGAGGAACACCACUUCCUAGAUAAUAAAGCUGUGGUUUUGAUGUCAUUACCUAGUGCCCUAGAAUGAAUAUUUUUCAAAUAGCUAUCAAUAGAUUGAAAUUUUGUUCUGACUUCACUGACACAUCCUCAUUGUUCAGUAGGUGCUGAUGUCAGAGUACCAAUCUCUCUGGCCAAACUCUUUUUCUCUUCUCACCAGCCGUAGUCUUGUGUGAGGAGAACAAACAGAGGUACAGACCAAAAGCUUGUAGCUCAAUAGCUUCUCUCUCACAUUUGCCAAUAGGAAAUGUCUAGGUUAAUUCUGUGGCUAAUCUUGGUAGAUCUAUGGAAACAUUUUCAUGAAAAAUGACAGAUAAAUGCUAAUUCUACUGGCAAAUUGGAGAAGAAAUCUAAAAAAAAUCCUAUCAAUCACCAUCCUCAUCCUCUCAAGAGACUGUUUAUUCUAUAAGGAAAUUUAUAAUCACAGAGAUCAGUGCAUAAACUGAAAAUUGGUGUCGGCAUCACCAUGGAGACAAUGACUGUGUUUGCAAAUAAGUCAUCUAUCUCCCCAAAUUAGAGUAGAUUUACUGUAUAAGAAUAUACAGUGUCUGUUUUUUAUAAGCUUGUGUAAAGGUAACAUGUCCAGAACUUCAGCACUGAUGCUAAGUAUUGUGUUACUUGUUUCUGUGUUAUAACAAGGCAAGUUAAUAAAAAAGUGUGGGCUUUAUAGGGACAUUUUUCUAUCUCAGUGUGAGAAAAGUGUAAAACAAAUCCUUAGCACUGUUUAACUUAGCAGUUGCAUCUGCUGCCUUUAAUAUUAAAGUCGUGAGUUUAUUUUCUUCGACACCUUUAUGAAGUGAAAUUAAAUUUAUUAUAAAGGUUGAUGCUGUGAAGUCCAUUAGAUGGUAGUCAGACUCAACAUUUCUUCGACAACACUUAGGUUUAGAGAUAGGGAAAACUUUCUCAUUUGCCUGGCAUUGCUUUUAGAAAUAAAAAGGUUCUCAGAGUUUUUACACCUUGGCAUGAUGAAGUGGAGAGGUUAGAGUAUGCAGAAAUCACAGAGUUGGAAUUUUCUUCUAAUAUUUUCUUCCUGUAAAACAGAUGAUCUUUUGUUCCUCUGAUUAAGGAUUUACAUGCCUAUGUUUCUUCCCUUAGCUGCAAAUUGCAACAUUUGCUGUCUUGAGUUUCUGUAUGAAACAAAUCCACCCCCUCUGAAGACGGAGGGAGGAGACUGACUGAAUAUUACCUGUUCAGGGAAAAGGAAGGAUGAUGUAAGGAUCCUAUCUGGGGUCAUUGGUCUCUGCCGCAAACUUGUUCUAUGCAGCUUCCCUCUGCUCCAGGUUCAGAGACCAGACACCGCGGAAUGAUGACAGAGGGAAACCCAGUGGCCAACUUCUUGUACAAAACUCAUGAGGCCUAAAUAAACAGAGGCAACAGUCAGUCCCCCAGAGCACUUUUUACAGAUCUUCUGUCAGAUUUUUCCAUCUGCUUGAAGCUCCCCAUCACACAGGCUCUUCUGUGAUCUGGUGCAUAGAGAUCAGGAACUCAAAGCAAGAAGGAAAUAGUGAUGGAAGUGGUAGAAUGGUGGAUAAAUUUUGUUCUACAUCACUCUGGUAAUAUCUGUCAUUCAAAGACAAAAGCCUCUGCAUGGGAGAAUUGCUGCUAAACCAGGACUCUCAAAGUGUGGUUUUCUUGCAGGAUCCCACAGGAUAUUUCUUUUUUAAUUCCAAAGAGCCAAUAGUCAUUAACUGUGGUUGUGGUUUUGGCUUCACUUCACAUUCCCACAGCUAGUUUCAGAUCUGAGUCUGUUUGGAAAUGCAUUUUGGAGCCUGGAAACAUGCCUCUGCAAACAGAAAUCCAAAGCCGUUAAAACCUUGGAAAUCUUGUAUGGGAAUUUCCUAUUCUGAAGAAGAAAUCCUUGUAGUUGACUCAUUAGCAGGUCCUGCUGCAGUUCAUGUGUGUCCCUAUGCCAUUUCACAUUGCUGUCUCCUCCUUACACCCAACAGUGAUGUCAGGUGUAUAAACACCUUUUCUUUGUUUUCUGUUAACGUCCCUCUUUCAUUUUUUUCUGUAUAAAUCAAGCAGUGACGAACCAUGACAUGUUGCAUGCAUUUAAAACUAUCAUAGCACUGCACUGAGGCUUGAACUCUGCUAACUGGUUUCACAUUGUAUAUUUCUGCCUCUGAAUAGAUCUUUCUCCCGGACAAUUUAAAAAUGAAGGGAAAAAAAACCAAACCAAACACACAAAACUGCUGUGUUGAAUGGCAAAUGAGUAUGAAACCAGUUGUGGGGCAAGUUUAGCUGCUGGACAGCUUUCAGAUUCUUCAGCUGCCACAAGCUGUUACACGCUUCAUGCAAACUGUCCAGCCAAGAAGUCUGUAAUCCAACAGCAGCAUUGCAAAUCUGUGGCAUUUUCUGGGUUUUCCUCUUGCAGUCUCAGGCCACCACCUCACCUCUGCUGAGCACUCAGAGCUCGCUGAGGAGAGCCAACUCCCCGUCCUGAUGCAGUCUCAGAGAUUCUGGCUUCAUUUUUUGGGUUCUGUCUGAUCUUUUGCAAAAUUAUACAAGUGUAAUAUUGGAAAUAGCAACAUGCUGAAAUUAGCAACGAAACAAGAAGCAUAAAAAAGCUUGUCAAACUCAGAAACGGUUGAUUCCCUUCCUUUAAGGUAAUACAUUAUUCAUUGCAUUUUACUGGGAUUGAGGAUGCCAGUGACAGCAGAGGCUGUAGAUGAACUGAAGAUGCUGAGUGUGCAGGAGACUCAAGAGGCAGGAGCUGAUCACUCGCUGCUACUGUUCAUAGUUCCAUCACCUUGCAUGCUAUCUCCUGCUCUAGGUCAUGCUUCUGCUCUUCAAAAGUCCUCUGCUUUCCUUCCUUUAGCACACUGUAUGUGACAUAGAUAGUGAGUAAUUCCUCUUACUGUUCUUAUUUGCAUCUGUUGUUGACAUGGCUGCUUGUAUCUAAAGAAUAACUGGGAUUAAAGGGCUGAUCUUACUCUUCUUUGCAGCAAACACAAAACCGCUACAGUGACACAGCAGGCACUCACAUCCUUAGAGAGGGAGAAGACUGCAGUCAAGUUGUCACUGGUGGAUUUGGGUGGAGACGUCAGUACGUUGGGAGUCCAUGGCAUGUUAUAGCAGCCUUCCAGUACCUGAAGGGGCCUACAAGAAAGCUGGGGAGGGGCUGUUUGCAAGGGCAUGUAGCGAUAGGACGAGGGGGAAUGGCUUUAAACUAGAGCAGGGUAGGUUUAGAUUAGACAUUAGGAAGAAGUUCUUUACAAUGAGGGUGGUGAGACACUGGCCCAGGUUGCCCAGAGAGGUGGUGGAGGCCCCAUCCCUGGAGACGUUCAAGGCCAGGCUUGAUGAGGCUCUGAGCAACCUGAUCUAGUUGAAGAUGUCCCUGCUUACUGCAGGGGGGUUGGACUAGAUGACCUUUAAAGGUCCCUUCCAACCCAACACAUUCUAUGAUUCUAUGUUUUUAGUUUUCCCAAGCACCAAAUUUAUCCAUGCAGCUAGGAGUUUCUCCUUAACAAUGUUAUUAAUUUGCAAUGCAUGAGCAGCCUUACAACAAAACUCUGUAAACUGUUUAACCUCAUAUACAUGAUUGAUCUUUUGUGGCUUGGUUAUUAAUCAUGCAUGAAAGCAAGCAAAACAGUGAAACUGGGGAAUGUAACAAUUCAGCCAUAGGUAACAGAUCAUUCACCUCUGCAGAUGCUUACUUGUUCCUGUGGCUUAGAAAGGCUGACCUCCAGUUGUCUGUGGUCCAGGUUAGUAUCACUGUGUCACUAUAGCAACAAAAUGGCCUCUGAAAUGCAGCAUGAGGCAUCUCAGUCUGCUUCCCUCUGGGCUGGGGUUCACAUUAGAGGGGCCAAUGUAGUAAGUGAUGCAAAGUAGCAACUUCGCUGGCAGCCUUAACAAAAGGAUCAAUGGAGGCAGAUGUUAAAGCAGCUGUUUGCUCCUGGGAUUGUAGUUUCCAAAGGCAGAGUGAGGCUGAACAUGUUUUAUUUUGGACAAAAAGAGAAGACACAGGAUUUCAGAGAAACAAGUGUCUUCCCUGCUUUGUGGCUAGCAGGGAGGCAGCAGAGUGCAAGGGCAUCAAGAGGGACACGCUGGCUGCCUCGGCUGCAGGAUGCUUGCUUCUGCCUUCAGCUCUCUGGACCACUCGGGCUAUAGCAUUCCAAGAAUCAAGUGUCCUCUGCAGACUGGGGAACAGGUAAGUGCUUCAGGCACUUGUCCCCUCUGUUCUAGACAGUGUAAGGCUGCCUAAAUCUCUGAGUGUGCUUAACUUUCUCAGUGACCACAGAUGACGAACUUACUUAGACUAGACAUCUAUUCUUUAAGAUGGCCAAGAUAAGUGAGAUUGAUCCCACUGAAUUAAAGUCUUUCUAGCCCAAGUGCUGCAUCUCAAACCUUUUAGUCUAUGCUGCUUUUCCCAGUUUUGCAUUGUCCAAAAUAAAUUGAAUCUAACUAAGUGGCAGAGGGAUAGAUAAGCAUAUUCCAGGAUAAAUAAAGGUUUGAUACGGUAGCCAUGGUGACUGUCAAGCACAGGGGCUACUGCAGUUCUGGAAAUCUCUUCCUUCUGAUGUCUGAACCCUUUACAUAUGAUAUCAGCACUGCCAGUCACAACUUCUGGAUGCCAUUAGGACUGUGAUUUAGAAAAGCUUUUGAGCUCCUAGCCCAAUUAUGCAAAACCUCUGUGCCACCUUCAUCUGAACUGUAUGCCAGAAUGCCUACAUUAACCAUGUAAGUUAUCCUGUAGUUAAGAUGGUAUUAAAAUAUGUAAGUUCUAAAGGGCAGAGACAUAGUUGCCAGGUUAUCAUUAACACACAUUUUUUGUGCUUUUGUAAAUUUGUAGGCCCGAAAUUAACAUUACAUUAGCAGAAGGUGUUACAUUGAGCUACUUGGUUUUUAGAUAAUUAUUCCCUAGCAAUACUGUCUAAUGACCACUCCUGAAGCAAUAAGUAGAGCCAUGAUAAUCUAUUCUGUGUAGAUUCUUCUACAACACCUAUCACCUUAACAAACCACCUUUUAGCAGAACAUUAAAUGUCAGAAUAAUACCAUGUAUUGUUUGUCCUUCCAUCGUCUUCCCCAGGGGACAAGAGUAUGUAGUGGAAUCAUUUGAUUUUGUGACGUGUUGUCUUUUUGUUAGUUGUCUAAAAAUAUAUUUUGCUACUUAAAUAAGGAAGAGCAAAAUCAGAACUGUAGAUGAGGAUUAGAAAAGAGUUUUAGUUGUAAACAGAAUAUCGUAAAGACUGUCCACUGAGUAAGACUGGUCUCCCAUCCUAGAAACAACAGUACCAGUAAUAUAUGUAAAAUAUGUCCAGGAAUGAUAAAUGUGAGCAAUAAAACAGACAGGUAUAUAUAAUGGAUAACUUCUGCUUUAUAAACAACAGUAAACAGAGAGGAGGAAUACUGUUUAAUCCAUUUUGGCAUUUGUUUAUUACCAGUAUAACUCUAAGGUAUUAUUUUUCCUUCCCUAACGAGACUGGAACAUACUGUUAAAUCAAUAUCAGAGUUUCUGAGAUUAUUGCAGAAGAACAUGAUUAGGAAUAAAUAAUUAUCAAGGAGAGUUUUUUUUUAAAGUGAGUCAUUGCUUGAGAGAACAGAUCAUAUGGAAAAAAUAAGAAAGGCGUGUACACAUGUAUAUAUUUUAGAAGUUUCUGUGGCAUUUCUGAUUGGUUAAAAUCAUUUUGAAACUGUACACUUAAACCACAGCUGCUUAGUUAAGGUUAUUUGCAUUUGCUAAGAAGGAGGAGGUAAAAUUUUUAAAGUCACAUAAGGGACAUAGUUCUCAAUCCCAUUUCUCUCUGCUUAAACACCACCUCUUUCUGUGAAGGUUGAACCUAACUUUGCUGAAUGAUCCUGAAGUUCUGAAUACCUAAAUGUGUUUUGGAAAUGUGAAUUAUAAAUCCGUAUCAUUUAUGUUCCUUUGAAAUGAUGUAUGAAAGUAAAUUCUAACCAGCAGCAAAGGUGCAUUUUCCUAGCGCUAACCUGUGCUGUAUGAUGAAAUGUGGAAUUGUUUCUAAUUUAUGCAGUUUUUUACACCUUUUUUUCGAGGUGAUGCUCCCAGAUGUGUUGCUGUGAGUGUAUGAAUGCUCUGAUCCUCAAAGGGAAUAAGGCUCAUUACCCACCUUUAUAAAGUUCUGAGGGAUCCUAAGGGAGAAAGCACUGCCCAGCCAAAUCCCUCCAAUUUAGCUCAUCUACUAAGGGAGUGUCAAGCUGAGCCUAAGAUUUACUUUCUCAUUACAUCUCUACGUCAAGUUGCCAGUGUUUAAAUGUGUAAGCAUUACUAUCCGGAAGCUUCUCACAGGCCCUGCAAGUGUAAACAUAAGAAGCCAACAGAGAGAAAGCAUCUGAAGGAAGUGAGGUACGUGUGUAGGAGAGAGCUGCUGUACAUAGACAUGCUGCUGAUUCUCAGCUUUCAUGUAUUUGGAAGUCGGAUGACCCAGAGGGUAUUCUGGGUAUAAUGCUAAAUGCAAGAAAGUGCUGUACAUAAUGUCAUGAACUCUCAAGGCAUUAGGAUGAGUUUUAUAGUCCAUAAUCUUUAGAGUUUAGUGGAAUUGCAUGAGAAAUAGACUAUUUUCAGAGGAGUGAAAGUUGCUUUGCACUUUAAAUAAGAGUUGAAUCUCUAGUUGCAGACAAAAAUUUUGGGGGAAAAAGAAAGUCUAAAAAUUCUAAUUGCAAAAUGCAAAGAAAAAUGUCCCACUUUUUUGUAUCAUUUGACUUUUCUGGAGGUAGGACUCAGAAUUCCUCUAGAAGUUUUGAUACUGAAUGCAAAACUAGAUGUGAAACAUUACAGUUGUUUGUAGUUAAUUUCAAAGAGAGCAGUAUUUCACCAAGAACCUUCUGCAAAAAUGCCAAGCAGUUCACGUUAGGUAAGGCCUAGAUUUAACUCGGUUUAGAGUGUAUUAAGAGAUACACUGCAUCCCAAAGCAAGGCUUUAUAUGCGCUUCCUAACAUGUGCCAGCAUUGUGCCUUUUACUGAAGUCUAAAUAAAGCCCAGUCUAGACAGAAUUGCCAUCCCAAAACAUGGCAUUUAUGUUGCCUCAUUAGAAUAUUAGCACUUCACUAAGUUCCAGCCAUUAAUGUCUUUGAUGCUGGAAUAUUGCUUAUUAUUCUUAUGUCUUGCUCUGCCCAAGUUGCACUGGGGCCCAUUAUGCUCUAGAGCACCAAGGGUUUGGGGAACAGCUGCAAGAUUGAGUAAAACUCAGCUGACCUAAAUUUAGGUAUUUAAAAAUGAUGUCUGGUCUGAGCUAGUCAGGUUGUCUCCCUCUACAGUCAGUGCAGACAUCCUGGCAUCUCAAAGUACGAUCGUUCCUGGGGAAAGUGUUAUGGAUGAGGUAGAACACUGCCUUAGGUGUGUUCUCUCUCUCCCCAGUGACUGCAGUGUGGAGGUGGAAGCCUAGUUCAGAUUUGCUGCCAUACUGUAGGUGAGAUGAAUUCCACUGCUGACAAGAAUGAGAGGAUGUAAUAGGGUAGAACAGCAAAUAUACAUGGAAAGAAACACAUCCGGAGCAAGAGCAAGGGGUCCAACCAGAGAUUCAAAGGGUUGUGAUGGUAAAAUUAUUAAUAUUUAAGAUUUGAGAGGUCUAGCUAGGAAGUUUAUUCUAAUUAAAAGAACAUUUAUUUCAACUAAAAGCUAACAAUCUGUGAUUGUUUCCAACUCUCCACUUCUGAUCUAAGAUAAUACUGGGGUCCCACUCCUAUAGGCUCCACCAAGAGCUGUCUCUCCAUACACUGCUUGAUUCCUUCUUAGAAUAGAGGCAGUUAGCAAGCUAUUUGAGUCCAUCCCUCCCAGGAAUGGAUAUAUGAGUUUCUUAAUAUUGAAAUGAUUUUUUUACCUCACCUCUUUCUUUCUUCUGAGACAUUAUAUAGGUUGGUCUCUGCAAUCACUUGGGAAAGAACAGGGGAGCAGAGGAGGACAUGCUAGCUGAAUAGUCUCUCACUGCGAUCAUAGUUACUAAAGCUUCUGUCUGACCUGUCCUAAAUUGUACUUGUGUUGAUACUCACUUGAAGUCCCCAGAUUCUUCGAGAGGAUCUUGGGUCAGGCUCUGAACCAGAGGCGAGUGGGAAGGACCAGGGCUGCCACUCUGCUCUACUGCUCCUGUACUUCUCUAUUCUGUUUGCAAUUGCCAUUCUGAUCCUUAGACAUGUGUGGUGAUUUUCACCGCAGUCCUGGUUAGGGAAGCCAUGGGAAAGUUCCCGGGAAGAAGCAAUAGUAUGCGGUCCUCCACACUGUGAACUGUCGCUCUCUCCAGACAAAAGGAAUUAGAAAUAGUAUUGUCCUCAAGAGCUGAGAAAACUUGCAGAUUUUCCAUGUACAGUAAACAGUUUCUAUAAUUACCAGGAAAACAAAACAGAGAGGCAAAGUUGUGCAGCAGGGGCAUCCCGUCUCGUACAUACUGCUGUGAUAAUGAAAUCCAAACCCUGCAGAAUUGGAGGCACAUUAUUCUCACUUACUUUAAAGGUCAGCUAAGAAGAUAAUUUCUCGAAUGGGCUCAUAGCUCUGAGACAACGUAACACUAGUUGUUUCUUCCAACAAAUUGCAGUUGUCAGAGAAACUGGAUUAGUAGCUCAUAGAGCUAAAAAUAGACAUUAUGUGCUUGCCAGAGAAGGAUGAAUUCAGUAACAGAGGUGAAGGUAAAUCAAAAUAUCGUACCAUCUGGACAAAAAGCAGCAAAAAAAUACUCAACUCAAAGCAAGUUACCCAUAAAAUUACAUUAAAAAUAAGUGGAAUCACCAGCUGGAAGAAUGACAGAGUUUAGUCUUCUGUUUUAUUCACCUUCCAGUUCCACCUUGUGGUUGCUGCUUUAUCAGCUGAAUCAUUUUGACCACAGUCUUUUCAAAGUCAUGUACCUUAAGUUAGGAAGUGAAAGUCAUUAUGUUAAAGCCAUUAGUUGAAUACUAAAAAAGAAGAUACUUUGGCUUAACAUUUUUAUCUUCUUUGGGGAGGGGAGGAUAAUUUAUUGCUUAACUUAUUCAACUGAAAAAUAAAAAGUAAACUCUAAAAGCCCAAAACUAGUAAGACAGCUACAGUGAAAGCAACUUUACAAACCUCAGCGUUUUUUUACUAUGAAGUGGAUAAUUAUUUUUCAUCACAUCAAACAUUUGCAUUUUACAUAAGUCUCUGUUAUGCUGCGAUUUUGCAAAUUACUAUUACUACUUGCUUGGACUUAAAAAAGAAAAAAAGAAACAUUUCUUUAUUCUUCAUUCUUCUUUAGUUAUUUAUUUUCUAUAGCAGAGCAAUUCCACCAUACUGCAUAUGAACGUAAAGGAGCAGUGAUCCACUGCAGAUAGGAACACUCAGCUUGCCUGGUCAAGGUGAAGAGUUCUGCAAGGUGCAGGUUGGGUCUCAACUGAAGACAGGGCUGGCAGUAGUUGCGUGCAGUUUGUACUAUGACGUAAGUUAUUCUUUUUACUUUUAUAUUCAGAACUACGUAUAGUUCAGGAGUAAUCUUCACUACUUCCUUUAGAAAUUCUUUCUGUGGUGUGUCUUUUCUGCGCACCUUUUUUAAAAUCUCUGCAUUUCAGAUCUGAGGCAUUGACAAGUGUAGGGUACAAAUAAUAACUUAUGUCAGAAAAUCAAAUCACUGUGAAAAAUAUUUGUAAAGUAUUUAUGCUCAGUGUCUUUUAGAUAUAUCUUAUAAGCUAGAGCUGUUUUUACAAAUUCUUUCUUGCAGAAGCCUUUGGUCAUCAUUCUGAGAGGUCAAGAGUAAUCUUGAUUUUGGGAUUUAAUUAGCAUCAAUACCAUUUGUCUGGCAUUCACUGUGCACCAUUAAGACUGCAGUGUUAAGGUUCAGUUGUGAAAUAGAAAUGUCAGGACAGGCAGCACCAGCAGUUAUCUGCAUUGCGCAUCCUACACAUUACGCACACAUUUCAUGGCAUACUUUGUAUUUUAUAGAACAUAUGACUCGUUAAAUACGUAGAAAAAUAGUUAGCAAUAAAAAAUAAAAAAUAUGUGGACACUGCCGUGUCUGAUCGCUAUCUUGAGAUAUUAUGGAUCUAUUAUCAUCUAUUCUUGGGAUUGCUUAGAACCAAAUCAUGCAUCCUUGGCAACCAUCCUUGUUUCAGUGAGAGGCAUAGUCAUCAUCAUCCCUUUAGUUGACAAAUUUCUGUUACAGUAAAGCCCAGAGAUUAAUAACACUAGAAUUUUUUGUCCGAGUAGUCUAAGAGAACUAAUACUGUGUUUUUGUGAAAGUGGUGGGGUCCACUGCUAGGAUUGACUUUAUGUCCCUUCUUGAUUUGAUUUUAACCUUUCCCGGUUUACUAAAAUUCUGCAGUUCCUCGUUGCAGGAUUCCACAGUGUUUUGGAGAGGCUGUGUGUAGUCUGGUUGUGCAAUCCACUGAUGCAACACACAAAUGUUAAGCUGUUUUAGCACACCAUCCUGGAGAGUCCAACGAGUGUUUCACAGCCACAAAUAAUCCUUGUAUUCUCUUUUCCGUUUUGCUCUGCCCCUAUUUCCAACUUUAGAGAAUUAACUGAAUGCUACUAAAAAUCUUCUGGCUAUUUAUAUUUGUGUCAGUGGGAUAAUUUCAUGAUUAGGAGGAACUUUUGUGAAACAAGCCAGUGUUAUUGGCAUGAACUUCGCAGCCCGAGCCCAUCAAGUCAUAGUUCAAUCUCUUCCCAAAGCCUUUGAGAACAAAUUGAACUUUGUAUGCAAUAUCUCGCCUAGAAGAACUGAUAACAAUUUUCCAGUUGUCUGUCACUGUGAUCCUGACUCUCCCAUCUAAUGGAAAACCCAUGAAAUUCAUGAAACCACAAAUGGAAAAUCUCGUACUUCUGGUACUUGUUCAAAGCUUUCUUCCAGGAGCCUGCUGCAAUUCUGAAAUUGGUGAUUUAACUGGCAGUUCAUUCAGGCUCAUCUUUGUUUCCUCUGCAGGUAGCUCUAGAGGAUGAUUAAUCAUUGAUGUUUUAGAGUUGUAUCUUUCAACUUUUCCCUUUGAUGUCAGUGUUGCCAAAGUGAAAUCUGAGGGCUAAUUCUUGUCUAAGAUGGUCACAAACAGCUCCGAUAACAGGGUCAGAAGUGAAGGUAAAUUGUAGGUAUGAGUAAAAAUUUGGAUUAUUGUAGGAAGGUGGUUCAGAUGAAGAACUGAGUUCAUGAUGCUCAGUUUUAGGAGUGGGAAUUUUUAGUGAGUUAUAAGCCACGUAUUGGUGGUCUGUCAUUUACUGAGAGCAGAACAAAGGGAAGGAGCAGUUCAGUGCAGGGCAGUUUUAAUCUCAGCUUUAUGAAUGCUGAGAGUUGAUUCCUGGCUUGUUUCAAACUUCUCUGUUUUGCAAGCUGGAUAAAAAUGAUUGAUACCCCUACAAUGUGACGAUUGACCACCUCAAAGUGCACUCCUGUGGAAAUGGAUCAGUCUCCCCUGGGUGCAAGUGCUUUUUGUGUAAUUCUGUAAUAGUUUUUUAGUGUGUCAUAUAAAGCUUCUCUGAAGAGACUUGAACUUCAAUUGUACAAGCGUUCUGCACUAGGUAACAAGAUUACAACCUUGCACUAUCAACAAAGGAUGCUUAGCAUUAAAAUAAGAUUAGAUGUCAUUGAAUAAUACUAGAGCUCUAACAGUGUUUAGAGCACUGUGAUGUUUGUGAACUGAAGUAGUUUGUGUAAAAUUUCUUACAGAUAUGAGGAUAAUCUAAUUAAUGACAGUAUUUCCAUUUUAGUAAUAUGCAGAGGAGGUAAGGUGGUAUCUCUCAAUAUUUCUGUCAACUUAAUGGUUGAGAGAUUACUUUUAGUGCUAUGUCAAUCUGAACAUUAUUUUAAAACAUCAGCCUGCAGUCUGCUGGGAAGGGAUGUGGCAGGGAGUUUUACUGUGAGCUAGCAUGGGUGGAAAAGCUCAGGAAAGCAUAUAAGCCAAGAUCUCCCCACACUGAAACCAAGGGAUUAAUUGCAAAAUCAAAUCUGGUUACUUGUCAUAGCUGUUCAGCAAAGGAAUCCACCUAACAACAAAAGCAGAGUCCACACAAACUAUCACAUGCCGCGUUUCAGUUCCUUUAUUGGGAUUCAUUGGGUAGUCUUAGUGGUCUGGAAGUUACAGUAAGUACCUCUGGUUGAAAGUUACUAUUUCAGUUAUGAUUGCUUCCCCAAACCAACUGAAUUUAUUACUAACCAAAGACUUAUUUACUUGAAAACAAAACAAUAAAGUUUGGUUCUGUCAUUUAUGCCUUUGACUGCGAGCAGUUGAAGUGCAUAACGUCUGUACAAACCAGGCCUGUGUUGUGUCAUUGAGCAAGUUAUUCAAGGCUACAGCACCAGUAUAACACAGCAGAAUUCAGUAUUAAUCCCUCUAUGGGAACAUGAGUCUAUGUAAUAAAUUGAUGUGCCAUAUGUGUAGGCCAUGGGAAAAUUGUGUGUGCAGUGAAUUAAAAGCUUUAACAUUUGUACUGCUCAUCCUAUAGCAGAAUGUAUAUCUUGAUAGCUGUGACCCUAUGAGCUUCUGAAAAAAAAAAAAAAAGUAAUCUAAAGUUUAUUCUUCUUGUUGUAAAAUCACUGUUUUUUGAGUUACUGUUUACACAGGCCUCCAUGCAGCACGGGGUCCUUCUCCAUAUGUUGCUGGGAAAUGGAAAAGCAGACGCUAUCUGUAAGUCUUGCAGGCUGGAGAGAUCAGUGAAUGCCUUUCCUGAAUCUCCUCCUGAUAAGCAGUUUCUUUUUUUUCCGGCAAAUGCAAACAGUGCCAAUAGCCUGGGCCUUCUUUAGAAGAAGCAAUCGUUUGAUAGCCUUAUUCUGUUAAUCUUCUAUUGAUACUUCUUAAUUUUCUCUUUCUUCCUCCUUUUGAGUAGGUUUUCCUGAUACAAUUCUUGCAAAGUGUAACUGAGGGCAAGCAGUUUGUCUUUUUUACCCUUCCUUUUUCCAAAGCCACUGAAGGUCUCAAACAAGAAGAAAAAACUUUACAAAACUUACGCAGGCAUGCUAUUAACAGAUAGCAGAAGGAUAAAACAGCCUUCUAAGAGCACUCCAAAUUACCUUUUAAUAGCAUGCCUGCACUGCGUGGUGACUUCACACCUUGCUUUCGUAGUGUGACCUGCUAUAAUGGUGUUUGUUACUAUGAAGUCCCUUUAGUUUGUCCUAAAAAUUUUCUUGUUUGUCACCAUAUUAGAUACCUAAGGUACACUCUAUAAGAAAAGCAAUAUACAAUAUACUAUACAUCUUCUAUUUCAAUGCCUCUAGUUUUAGGCUAGUAUUCAUAUAAAUGUUUAUAAUCAAAAUACAGAUUUUAUUGUUCUUCACAGGACCAAGCAAAGUUUUGCCUUGUCUAAAUACUGACAGUUGUCUAAAUACUAACAGUAACAUUUCUAUUCAACAAAUGCUCUUUUCUCAUGCUUCUAGUUAACUUGUGGUGGGCUCCAUCCUACUCUGACUCCCCAUUAAUGCAGUUGAAAGGGAAAAGUAAUGAGCUAUUUUAGUGCAUGACCUUUGCGCAGUACCUGAUUCAUAAAGAUAAAUUGAUCCAAAAUCUCAUUUAUGAGUUAUUAGUGAUCAGCAAAACAACAAAAAUCCUUUGAAGUUCGGCUGAGUGAGUUCCGAAGAUCUUGCAUUGCUUACUCCAUUUCUCGGUUUCUUGAGUCAUUAUAAUAGACAUAUUUGAUGAAGCCUUUGCCACGGACACUGGCACCAGCCUUCAUAAAAGAUUGUUAUAACUUCUGCUUCCCAUUUUAUCUGGAAGUUUACUGUAAUGGACAAAAUAUCUGUAUUUAAGAAAAAAACAAACAAACAAACACAACAAAACCAAAACAACAUAAAUCGUACAGGUUUCCUUCAAGUCAGUGUCCACCUUCUUUGACCUAGUCCUCUGGUAGGAGCUCACGUUAAUUCAUUUUUGUUUUAUUAGUAACACAAUACCCAGAAAAAAAAAUGCUUCCUCAGAGAAACUACACUGAAGAACAUUUUGUUCUUAAUUGCGACCAGGAUACCUCUGUUACAUAUUUCAGAACUAAGUCACUGAAGAGGUGAUCAAAGUAGACAGAAUAUUAAGACAAAUCCAGAAAUUCUACGCACAAGACAUGCGUGUACUUAGUUUUAAAAAAAUGGUGCAAUAGGGAAGAUAGCAAGUUUUUUCCUCCCUCCCCCUCUCUUUAUACUUUGCUGAUACACCUAAGGGUUGCUGAUAAAAUAUUUGUUUCUUCGCCCGCAUGCUCUCAUUUGAAGUCAAUAGAUCUUCAAAUCAAAAAGAGUUACAUUGCCACAAAUGUAGCUCAGUCACUGGGUUAAACUGACAGAGCUUGGUUUUCUAAGCGCUGCAAUAACAUGAUAAGAGAAGUACCAGUUCAGUUGCACUGCCAGGUGCUCAAGAUACCAUCCAGACUGCAUUUAUUAUUACCCUCUCAUCUGUUAAAAUGGAAAAAAAAAUAGUUUAAGUCUGUGUCUUUGCAUUGUUUGAGUUCUCAUAUGUUGCGACUGCAUCUGGUAGUACGUUGCAAACUUGCCUUCCCAUGGUACUGCAUGAAAGAGUAGCUGCUUCAUCACUUUUCUGAUACCUUUUUGUGUCUGUUCAUCUGUCUGGAAUUUUUUGACAUCUCUUCAACAAUGUCAAUAGCUCUGAUUGGGCUGACCGAUGUCUGGAAAUCCUGGUAAAAAGGCCACACCAAACAUGUGCAGAACAAUUCUGUAUCUCAGGGGAGAAAGAGUUUUGUAUGGAUAUGUUGGAUUUACUGUGAGGGGCAGACCAGCUUUGCAAGUGCACUGGGCCCGUCUCACGCCGUAGAGUGGAUGUGUGUAGGCACAACACGUGUUGACACGUUGCUCAGCUAGCGCAGACACACGGUCCUGUGUUUCAGUCUGGCAAACACUAAGAUAAAACGUGGAAGUUGCAGCAUUUGGAAUUUCAGAUGGCAGGAGCACGUCAUUGGUACCACAUACUCUCUGUUGUUUCAUGAAAAAUGUCUGGAACAAUAAAGAAAGAGAAAGAAAAAAAAAGAAAGAUAGGUGAAGGGGAUUGUGAGCUAGAGCUCAUUUGUCAAAUUCAUGUUCUCUUAAACCUCGCCACAUGUGGAACUAAGGCCAUUCAAAUACAGUGGUCAGCAUUGAUCAUCCAUCUCACAGGAGUCGUAUCUGAGUUUCCAUAGGUAAAUUUUAUACUGAGUAGCUAUAAUACUGCCAUGGGGCGGGAGGUGACUGUCCUUUUUAAUAACCAUUGUUUAAAGAUUUGUUGCUGAAAUGGUCAAUACCCAAAUACCCUUUUGGGACUCAGCAAGUAGGGUUCACUUUCCGUCAAGGUUUUGUGUUAGGAACUACAAAUGUUAUUGUGAAUCAGGAUUGAUCUGUGGCGGUCCUAGGCCUUCACAAGUAAAGCAGAUCGUUACAGCACAGUCAAAACCUUGGUCAGUACUGCCAUGCCAGGAACACAGUGUUCUGAACAAUUACCGACUUCCUACCUCCUGAUAAUCCUUGCAAAGCAAAAACAUGUGACUCCUAGUAUGGCUAAUAGGAGUCUUUGGCCUAAAAGUCUGCAAAGAGCAUUGAAACUGUAUCCCACACUCCUUGCUGUACAAAACCAUCAGUGGUCCGAUUCUGCAAGUGUUAUAUUUGAUGGGUAAAGCUCAGUCCCUAAACAGAAUCAUAAUCCGGCACGUCGAUGUGUGACACAUUCCAUGUAGGAACAAGACGGCACUUUCCCCUGACCUGCGUUUGGAUUUAAAGCUUAGUUACACGGGCCAUCUAGGCUGCGGUCCUGCGUGUGCUCAAGUGAACAGGUAGCUUAAAGGACGCGGGGGCCUCCUGCAAAGUGUGCUCUGGCCAGGUCUUCUGCAAACAUUGUGAGCAAGGGUGGCGGGACUGUGGCCAUACCUCAUCAGGUGGUUGUAGAUGGGAGGCGCACACCCAGUAUCUAAUGCAGCAUUUCAGAUAUCUAAGGACUUAUUUUUCCAUACAUUCUACAUGCAUUCCUACAUAUUUUAUGAAUCAGGUCUGUGAUCAGUGUUUUGAACAACUUGUUUGCUGCGGUUUCAUGGGGUUACUAUCUUUUCGGUUUGCAAUGUAAAUAAUAUUGUACAUCUGCUAUUUUAUGAUACAAAUGCCAUGUGAAUUGCUUAUUUUUAAGACGUUAUAGCUCUGUUAUAGUUUAUUUACAAUGCCAUCUUACAGUAUUGGUUUAAUAUACAAUGUAUCUGUAUGGCAUGAAUUAAAUUGCUUAUAUUUUACAAUGUCAAAUAUUUUAUUUUUGUUUUCUAAAAUAACUACAUUUCAUCCUAUGCAGUUUCAUAAAUAUUUCUUAAGCGGCUCAUUAUGUCUGGAAAUAUUGCUUCCUCUCCAGUAGUGCAGGCAUAAGAACCAGUAUUCCUCAUCAAAGUCAUCAAAUAGAUCAUCUAGAAUUUCAGAUUAGAAAUAUAUGUACAAAUGUGUAAGCAUUUAUAGUUAAUCAGAACAUCUAUUAUAUCUUCCUUGCUUUUCAUGUAACGAUACAUUUUAAUCAUUUUGUAUACUUUUUAUUUGUAAUUAUUUGUGAGUCAUACACAGUGUAAAUAACAUGUUUCAUUAUGCAAGAUUUCUAGGUAUUCAAGAUUACAAAAAAGGUGAAUUUGUAUAUGAAAAGAAAUUGACAGUAGAUUGGAAUGACAUAAAAUAAAGUGGUGAUGACUAUGUUCUAUUUAUACUGUUCAUUUCCAAAUUGUCUGUUAAAGAAAAAACAUUUCAUUUGCCUUUUAAUGUCCAACCAGUUAUUUACAGUAUAUUUACAUCAAUAAAUCAUGCAAAAGUCUAUUAAAAGUCAUAAUCAAUCAUUGAAAUUUUCCUUUUUCUGUUGGCAGCUUACCUAUGGAGAGCAGAAUUAAUAUAUACUAAAACCCAGUUCAGUGGAAACAGUCCAAAAAAUCUAUGAAGAUAUUUGUGGAAAAGAACUUCUUUGCACUCCUAGCUCUCAAACCUCACCUUAGACAACAAAUCCAAAUGUAAUAUUAAAAAGAAAACUAAUAAAAUACAUUAUAACAGAAUGCUAGAUGCUUAAAUACACAUUGUGUGUAUCCCUUGAUAAGUAAGCACUGUUUUUUAUGAACAGUUCAUGAACCUUAUUCAUUUCAUGAACCUUACUAAAGCUUUUGUUCUUGACUGAACUUUUGGAGUUUUGAGGCAGAGAUGCUUAAGAAAUUUAACAGAUUGUUGCAAAGAAAAUGUCUGUUCUGGGUGAUACUAUAAUGGCCAGUUUCUUCCAGUGAUAGUUCAGUUUUCGGUCCUGUAAAACAACAGAGCAGAACCAGAUUUCAGUCGUGGAUAACAGAGAUAGAAAAUGGGUGACAUUACAAUGAAAUAUCGACACUAGCUCAUUGCUACCAACGCAAGAACAAAGGACGCUGGCAUGCUGUAACGUCAUCAGCCUUACAAAUGCUGCUUGUGUUGCCCAUUUUUUCAUUCCUUCUUCAUCUUCUCUAUAUCCCCAACUGAGAACAUGACUCAUUCUGCUCUGCUAUUUUUUACAGGAGACCAUUGACUGGAAUUGGUUGCAAUAUUUUUCUGUGGAAUGUGUUACUGGGAGAAAAAGGAGUUUCAUUUUGUUCAAAAUGUUGGCAGGGGAGUUUGAUUCUGACAUUUCAGUACCAAAUGUGCUUGGCUUUUGUGUGGCUGAAGCUAAAGCUAAGGACGGCCUAACCUAUCCUAAAAUUUCAGGGAUUUUUGCCCUUGACACAGCUGGUUUUAUGUCUAGUGUACAUUUUCCAAGAAUGAGACUGAUAAUUUGCCUUUUCCUGUCUUCAAAAUUAUUCCAGAAAAUUAUUCUGGAAUGUUUAGGUGGGAAUUUGAAUAACUCUGGUAUGUGGUAGUCAGUUCUGAGUAGAUUUGGGAAUACUGUGUGUUAGGAAAUUAUGAAAAAGAUAAUUCUCAGAGUCUUUU